Messenger RNA from Clonostachys rhizophaga, 2064 nucleotides. NCBI's taxonomy places the organism in Eukaryota, Fungi, Ascomycota, Sordariomycetes, Hypocreales, Bionectriaceae. The record is from the annotation of a GenBank genome assembly.
AUGGUCAAGAAGAUUUGGGUUUCGUUUCUCAGCCUGGCAUCCGUGACUGUCUGCCAGUCGAGCACGGACCCCUGGUCUGAUACCAACUGGCACAAGUAUGUGCGAUCUCCAGGUUCCUCGGAUGUUAAACCGGUUCGUAUUCUUGCAGAGAAAACAACGGGAAAUGUCACCAAUCCUGAAGGCUUGCUUGACAGCAGCCAGACUACCAUCUUCACACGAAGUCAAGCUGAAGAAGAGGCUCCUUCGGUCAUAAUCGACUUUGGGUUGAAUGUCGUCGGCUUGCUGAGAAUCCAUGUCGAAGGCUCAAGUAGCUCCUCAGAGAGCCUUCCAGGUCUGCGUUUGGCGUUUUCCGAAACCGAGGAUGCUCUAAGCGACAAUAAGAGUGACUACACUCGCUCUUAUCGUGGUGUCUAUGAAACGCUAAUUGCAGUGAACUUGCAGGUUGCCGUCAAGAAUGAGAAAUACACCUGGACCAACACGUUAGGAUGCGGACAUGGCCGUCAAGUCUGUGCAGAUGGCCUCCACGGCUUUCGAUACGUAAGAAUAUGGCUGGAUGCUCUCGAGUCCGACUCCCCAUACACAUCAUCAACUGGGUCAGUCUCUAUCUCAUUGAUUGAUCUCGAGUGGUCUGGAUACCUUGGACCUCCGGAAAGCUUCGCCGGAUGGUUUGAAUGCUCCGACCCAGACAUUAGCCAGUGGUGGUUUGAUGGAGUAUACACUGUUGAGACAAAUAUCGACUUGUUUCUCAAAAAUGAGACUGAGCCCAGAGACGCAUUCAGCCCAACCCUGGACGGCAAGUGGGUUUUGCUUGAUGGUGCAAAACGCGAUCGGGACCCAUAUGUUGGUGACCUCGCAAUCGCCGCCCUGACUCUGUAUCUUUCGCACGAUUUCCCCGAGGCGAGUUUCAAUGUUCUUGAAGAUCUCGCCCUUCAUCAACGAGAUGACGGGUGGAUCCCUCCAGCCAGCAUCGUUGACCUCGUCAUGUAUACUGGAAAUACCAGUUACGCCAAACACUAUUGGGGCGUAUUGAAGAAAACUCUCGAUGAUUUCUAUCCCGGGCACACGAAUAACGAUCUAGGACUUCUAGAUAAGCCUGCCUCGAUAGGUUAUGGCGAUUAUGCCUUCCUGCCAAGAUCCGGCCCAAUCACCUACUACAACGCGCUGUACAUUCAUGCGCUCAAUCACGCGGCUCAGCUGGCGGCCGAGCUCGGACACAAUGACGAUGCCAACAGAUGGGCUGACCGAGCCAAGCCGAUGGGUGGUAAUCUGAUCGCCCGGAACUUCGAUGCAUCUACCGGUGCAUUCUUCGACGGAGGGCCAUGCCCAAAUGAGCCAGCUGGAACCAUAUGCAAUGUACAUGCGCAAGAUGGCAACUCCAUUGCCGUUCUGGCUGGUGUGACGAACGAUACUCUAUCCACCACGAUACUCGACUACUGGGCCAACGCCACUGCACUGCCAUAUGGAAACGCAUUUUAUGACAGCAGUGUCCUCAGCACUGGUGACCGAUUCGACGAGAGAGUCUAUGCCCUAACCUCUUACUUUGAGCUUGCAGCCCGGUUCUCAACCCCGGGAAGCGAAAAUUCUGCGUACGAUGAGCUUCGUCGGCUCUACGGGUGGAUGGCCACACACGACCCUGGCGUCACGCAGUGGGAAGGCAUAGGCCCGGGAGGCGUCUCGUACCAAGGCCCAUUCAUGUCAUAUUCACAUGGAUGGUCAACGGGUAUAGUGCCGCUGAUGAGCAACUACGUCCUCGGAGUUAAGCCAACAGCUUCAGGAUUUAGUACGUGGAGCAUUUGCCCAGUUGUGAAGGGUGAGCUGAGCUGGGCGAAAGGUGUGGUACCAACAGGAAAUGGUGGGAGCAUCAAGGUUUCGUGGGAAAAGUUUGGCACGGAAACCAUAGAUUCUCUGGCCUUGGAAAUUGGUGUUCCUGACGGUACUAGAGGUAGCAUAUGCGUGCCGGAUAUCGGAAGGGAUAUCACCAGCGUCGUGCUCAAUGGCGAGGCCCUACCACUCGAUGAGGUGAUCAAAGUGGAUGGGGGAAGGUAUAGCAUAACUUUCCAGUAA